Messenger RNA from Oncorhynchus tshawytscha (Chinook salmon), 5638 nucleotides. Its product is annotated as 1-phosphatidylinositol 4,5-bisphosphate phosphodiesterase delta-1. The coding region runs from base 289 to 2565 and encodes 758 amino acids. Gene Ontology annotation, molecular function: phosphatidylinositol-4,5-bisphosphate phospholipase C activity; calcium ion binding. Gene Ontology annotation, biological process: lipid metabolic process; phosphatidylinositol-mediated signaling. NCBI's taxonomy places the organism in Eukaryota, Metazoa, Chordata, Actinopteri, Salmoniformes, Salmonidae. The record is from RefSeq and is a predicted model, not a curated record. The transcript is spliced from 15 exons.
GCUGUUGGUGUGGACUGACUGCGCGGCAGGUCAGGGCGCAUGCUUGGUAUUGGCUGUAGGCUACUGACAGCGCUGCUUGGUAUUGGCUGUAGGCUACUGACAGCGCUACGCACUGUCUGGAUCUCAUCAGCAGCCUGAAGUUUGUAGCGGACUGAUGGUGCGAGACCUGCGCACUGCUUUUUAUCACCGCUUUGCUAUUCGCAUUUAUCCAUUGAGACCCUUAGACUCGAGCGUUUGCUGGGGGGAGUUUACGCACCUGCAACUUUGGACUGAUCUGGUCAAUUCGGGAUGGAAUCGAACGGUAAAGCAGAAAAACAUGGGUUAGAGAGAGAUGCGGACCUCCAGUUGUUGCUGGUGGGGGGAGAGCUGCUGAAGGUAAGGUCCUCCUCCUGGAAGAAGAACCGCUUCUACAAGCUGCAGGAGGACUGUACAACCAUGUGGCACGAGUCACACAGGACAUUCAAGCGCAACCAGACCUUCUCCAUUGAUGAGAUAGAAUCUGUGCGUAAGGGCCGUCAGUCGGAGGGUCUUCAGAAGCACACAGAGGCCCACGUUGAGGACCGCUGUUUCUCCAUUAUCUUUAAGGGCCGCAGGAGGAACCUGGACCUGAUAGCUACCUCAGCAGAGGAGGCUAGGCAGUGGGUCAAUGGUCUGGAGAAGAUCAUCUCGAACAUGAAGAAACUCAACAGCCAGCAGACAAGCGAGCACUGGAUCUUCAACUGUAUGAGGAAAGCAGACAAGAACAAGGACAACAAGAUGACCCUGAAGGAGCUGAAACACUUCCUCCGCCAGAUCAACAUCGAGGUGGACGACAUGUACGCUGAAGUGCUGUUUGCAAAAUGUGACAAGUCUAACUCGGGCUCCCUGGAAGGUCCUGAGAUCAAACACUUCUAUGAUCUGCUGAUAUACCGCGAGGAGAUCGAUGUGAUCUAUGGGAAGUACGCCACUACGGGGGAGCAGAUGAGUGUCAAAGACCUGCUCAACUUCCUGCUGAACGAGCAGCGUGAGGUGGCCACAAUGGAGGACGCUGUAAGCCUCAUAGAGAGAUACGAGCUGGACGAUUCAGCAAAGCAGAAGAAUCACAUGACCAAAGAUGGCUUCCUGAUGUACCUGCACCAGGAGGAGGGGUCUAUCUUCAACCCCGCCCACAAGGAGGUGUUCCAGGAUAUGAGCCAGCCAAUCAACCACUACUUCAUCAGCUCCUCCCACAACACCUACCUGAUGGAAGACCAGCUCAAAGGCCACAGCAGCACAGAGGCCUAUAUCAAGGCCCUGAUGAAGAGUUGUCGCUGUGUGGAGUUAGACUGUUGGGACGGGGCCCAUGGAGAACCAAUCAUCUACCACGGCCACACCCUCACCUCCAAGGUCCUGUUUAAAGACGUCAUCAAGGCCAUCAAGGAGUAUGCCUUCAAGACAUCAGAGUACCCAGUGAUCCUGUCCCUGGAGAACCACUGUACACUGGAGCAGCAGAAACUGAUGGCCAAGCACAUGAUCUCCAUCCUGGGCAGCGCCCUGCUCACCUCCCCCCUGGAGGACCAGAUGCCCACUGCCUUCCCCUCACCCCAGGACUUGAAGGGUCGGUUCAUCAUCAAGGGGAAACGUCUGAACAAGCUGGAUGCCGUCUUCAGCAAUACUAGUCCUGGAGUAGAGGAAGACUGUGUCUCAGAGGAGGACGAGGCUGCAGAGACCAGCAACUCCAAGACAGACACCAAUGGACAGAAGGCCAAAGCCAAGAAGUCAAAGAUCAAGCUAGCCAAGCAGCUGUCUGACCUGGUGAUCUACUGUAAGAGUGUCCACUUCUCAGGGUUUGAGCACGCUAAAGACAAGCAGGCCUUCUAUGAGAUGUCCUCCUUUAAAGAGAGCAAGGCUGUUAACCUGGCUGAGACAGCAGGGAACGCCUUUAUCCACCACAACAUGACCAAGCUGAGCCGUAUCUACCCAGCUGGCUCCAGAACAGACUCCUCCAACUACAACCCUGUUUCCCUGUGGAACGCAGGCUGUCAGAUAGUGGCGCUGAACUUCCAGACUCCCUCUAAGGAGAUGGACCUGAACCAGGGCCGGUUCCGGUCCAACGGGGUGAGUGGAUACGUCCUGAAGCCUGGCUUCCAGAGAUACCCUGGGACAGAGUUUGACCCAAUGACCCUCACCAAGGGACCCUGGCUCAAACGCAAGACCUUCCACAUCAUGGUGAUCUCAGCCCAGCAGCUGCCCAAGUUAAACAAGGACAAGUGUAAAUCCAUCGUGGACCCGCUGGUUAAAGUGGAGAUCGAUGGUGUUCCAGCUGACACGUGCAGCAAGGAGACACGCUCCAUCGAGAACAAUGGUUUUAACCCCAUGUGGAAUGAGACGUUCCAGUUUGACAUCCAGGUACCAGAGCUAGCCCUGGUCCGCUUCCUCGUUGAAGACUAUGACUCCACCUCACAGAACGACUUAAUUGGACAGUACUGCCUGCCACUCACCAGUCUUCAGAACGGUUACCGCCACGUCCCUCUUCUCACCAAGCAUGGUGAUGUCAUCCCCUCAGCCGGCUUGUUUGUUCACCUCAUGCUGCUGGAUGCCAAAUAGACCCCGUCCACUUCACAUGGACCCCACCAACAUCAAACUAACCCCUCCCACAUACUACUGACUCCUCCCACAUAACACAGACCCCUCCCACACCACUAAGGACUCCUCUGACAUUGUAAUGUCUCUUCUCACACCAAAAGGACUACUUCCACAUCAAACUAACUCCUCCCACAUAACACGGACCCCUGAAAAUGUGUGUUUUAGCAUCUAAGCGGUAGGUGGGUCUGACAUGCUAAGUUGCUUUUUAAAAGUAUUGUAUGUGAAUGAUACAAGCAAGUAAAGGAUCCUAUUGAAAGUAGGUAGUAUGUCCCUAGUCCUAUAGAGAGUAGUUAGUAUGUUGCUGGCCCAAUAGAGGGUAGUUAUUAUGUUAGGGGUCCUAUAGAGGGUAGUUAGUAUGUUACUGGUCCUAUAGAGAGGAGGUAGUAUGUUUCUGGUCCUAUAGAGAGUAGUUCGUAUGUUGCUGGUACUAUAGACAGUUAUUAGCAUGUUGCUGGUCCAAUAGAGAGUGGUUAGUAUGUGUAUGAUCCUAUACAGGGUAGUGAGAAUGUUAAUGGUACUAUAGAGAGUAGUUAGUAGGUUGCUGGUACUAUAGAGAGUAGUUAGUAUGUUGCUGGUGCUAUAGAGAGUACUUAGUAUGUUGCUGGUCCUAUUGAGAGAAGUUAGCAUGUUGGUGGUCCUAUAGAGGGUAGUUAGCAUGGUGGUGGUCCUAUAGAGAGUAGUUAGUAUGUUGCUGGUCCUAUAGAGGGUAGUUAGCAUGUUGCUGGUCCUAUAGAGGGUAGUUAGCAUGUUGCUGGUCCUAUAGAGGGUAGUUAGCAUGUUGCUGGUCCUAUAGAGGGUAGUUAGCAUGUUGCUGGUCCUAUAGAGAGUAGUUAGCAUGUUGCUGGUCCUAUAGAGAGUAGUUAGUGUGUUGCUGGUCCUUUAGAGAGUAGUUAGCAUGUUGCUGGUCCUAUAGAGAGUAGUUAGUAUGUUGCUGGUCCUAUAGAGAGUAGUUAGAGUGUUGCUGGUCCUAUAGAGAGUAGUUAGUGUGUUGCUGGUCCUAUAGAGAGUAAUUAGCAUGUUGCUGGUCCUAUAGAAAGUAGUUAGAGUGUUGCUGGUCCUAUAGAGGGUAGUUUGUAUGUUGCUGGUCCUAUAGAGGGUAGUUAGCAUGGUGGUGGUCAUAUAGAGGGUAGUUAGUAUGUUGCUGGUCCUAUAGAGGGUAGUUAGUAUGUUGCUGGUCCUAUAGAGGGUAGGUAACAUGUUGCUGGUCCUAUAGAGGGUAGGUAACAUGUUGCUGGUCCUAUAGAGGGUAGGUAACAUGUUGCUGGUCCUAUAGAGGGUAGGUAACAUGUUGCUGGUCCUAUAGAGGGUAGUUAGUGUGUUGCUGGUCCUAUAGAGGGUAGUUAGUAUGUCGCUGGUCCUAUAGAGGGUAGUAAGCAUGUCACUGGUCCUAUAGAGGGUAGGUAACAUGUUGCUGGUCCUAUAGAGGGUAGUUAACAUGUUGCUGGUCCUAUAGAGGGUAGUUAGCAUGUUGCUGGUCCUAUAGAGGGUAGUUAACAUGUUGCUGGUCCUAUAGAGGGUAGUUAGCAUGUUGCUGGUCCUAUAGAGGGUAGGUAACAUGUUGCUGGUCCUAUAGAGGGUAGGUAACAUGUUGCUGGUCUUAUAGAGGGUAGUUAGUAUGUCGCUGGUCUUAUAGAGGGUAGUUAGUAUGUCGCUGGUCUUAUAGAGGGUAGUUAGCAUGUUGCUGGUCCUAUAGAGGGUAGUUAGUGUGUUGCUGGUCCUAUAGAGGGUAGUUAACAUGUUGCUGGUCCUAUAGAGGGUAGUUAGCAUGUUGCUGGUCCUAUAGAGGGUAGUUAACAUGUUGCUGGUCCUAUAGAGGGUAGUUAGCAUGUUGCUGGUCCUAUAGAGGGUAGGUAACAUGUUGCUGGUCCUAUAGAGGGUAGGUAACAUGUUGCUGGUCUUAUAGAGGGUAGUUAACAUGUUGCUGGUCCUAUAGAGGGUAGGUAACAUGUUGCUGGUCCUGUAGAGGGUAGUUAACAUGUUGCUGGUCCUAUAGAGGGUAGGUAACAUGUCGCUGGUCUUAUAGAGGGUAGUUAACAUGUUGCUGGUCCUAUAGAAGGUAGUUAACAUGUUGCUGGUCCUGUAGAGGGUAGUUAACAUGUUGCUGGUCCUAUAGAGGGUAGUUAACAUGUUGCUGGUCCUAUAGAGGGUAGUUAGUAUGUCGCUGGUCUUAUAGAGGGUAGUUAGCAUGUUGCUGGUCCUAUAGAGGGUAGUUAGCAUGUUGCUGGUCCUAUAGAGGGUAGUUAGUGUGUUGCUGGUCCUGUAGAGGGUAGUUAACAUGUUGCUGGUCCUAUAGAGGGUAGUUAACAUGUUGCUGGUCUUAUAGAGGGUAGUUAGUAUGUCGCUGGUCUUAUAGAGGGUAGUUAGCAUGUUGCUGGUCCUAUAGAGGGUAGUUAACAUGUUGCUGGUCCUAUAGAGGGUAGUUAACAUGUUGCUGGUCCUGUAGAGGGUAGUUAACAUGUUGCUGGUCCUAUAGAGGGUAGUUAGUGUGUUGCUGGUCCUAUAGAGGGUAGUUAACAUGUUGCUGGUCCUAUAGAGGGUAGGUAACAUGUUGCUGGUCCUGUAGAGGGUAGUUAACAUGUUGCUGGUCUUAUAGAGGGUAGUUAGCAUUCCUCCAGUCAUGCGUUGAGGUGAUAUAGAGAGCUAUAGAAGUAUUACUGACGUCUACUAGUGCUUUUUAAUCAGAGACAAAACUAUCUAUGGAUUGUAAAAAAAAAAAAGCAUACUUGAUGCUUUAAAAAAAAUAUGACUAAAACAUUCUUAAAGUUUAUCUGUUGUUUAUUUUAUAGGACAGAAAGUUUUGCUUCCUAACUGUUAGCAUGACACAAUAUCACUUUUUCAUUCUGCUGUUAUUACAUGUUACUUUAACCCUCCUUGUCUCUUCAAACAACGAAAACAUUAUGGUUCAAUUGUACAAACAGCAUUGUGUCUUUAUAAAAUGUGAUUUUGUUGCAAAAUGACAAUGUUUAAAAAAAAAUGUUUUACAUUAUUAUUCUGCUAUCAAUAAUCAGCCAAAUAAACAGCAAUGGACAAAUUA